AUGACUGAAAAAAAAAUCCAGCACGCUGGUCCGAGCUUACCUCCAACUUUAGAAAAAGCCCGCUCACCAGCGACAACAGAUGACGAGGGCGUUGCCUCCAAAAUAGUCGGUCCGAGUCGACCACCAACUCAGUCGAACGCGGAUAGCGAGCAGGAGGCCCAGGACAGUGACGAUAGCAGUGACGACGAUUUUGGUCCUCAGUUACCACCAGCUGGCGGUCCAAAGUCUGGUCCUUCCUCACACGAGGCAGAGUCGAAGCGUCCACCGCGCGUGCACGAUGGAGACACAGAGAAUCCGGCAACGAAGAAAAGACAGAGGGACGAUUGGAUGCUUGUCCCUCCGGAAAACUCCUCAUGGGCAUCUGGGCCGAAUCCCGCCGCUCUGACGAAUCGCAAAUUCAUGUCGGGAAAAUCAACUCGCGGCGGUAGAAAUACGGACGGAGCAGGCUCAGUAUGGACGGAGGAUCCAGCUCAAAAACGGCAGAGACUCGAAAAUGAACUUUUGGGUAUCAAGUCAGAGUCAAGUGCAAGAUCCGCGGGAUCUAGAGACCUGUCAUCCAGGACAAACUCGGCCACUGCAGAUAAACUGAAGUCGCUCACUGACAAGGGCGGCAAAUCGUCAUUGUAUGAAAGUCACCAAAAGGAUGUUCAAAAGCCGAAGGAAGACGACCCCAGCAAGCGAGCCUUCGACUACGAAAAGGACGUUGCUGGAAAGACGAGCAUAUCGAGCGGAGCACGUAAGAAGUUGUUGAACCAAGCUUCUGAUUAUACAUCCAGAUUUUCUGGCGGUAAAUACAUUUAA
Talaromyces amestolkiae is the source of this 801-nucleotide messenger RNA. RefSeq lists its product as uncharacterized. NCBI's taxonomy places the organism in Eukaryota, Fungi, Ascomycota, Eurotiomycetes, Eurotiales, Trichocomaceae. The transcript has 2 exons. The record is from RefSeq and is a predicted model, not a curated record. The coding region runs from base 1 to 801 and encodes 266 amino acids.